Molecule: messenger RNA, 925 nt
Organism: Dermatophagoides farinae (American house dust mite)
Lineage: Eukaryota; Metazoa; Arthropoda; Arachnida; Sarcoptiformes; Pyroglyphidae
Gene: Ubc6
Product: ubiquitin conjugating enzyme 6
Source: RefSeq, a predicted model, not a curated record
CUUCAUUAUUAUUACCACAAAUUGUUUCGAUUAUUAAUUGUAAAUAAAAUUAAAGAAAAAUUAAAAAUCAUAUUUUUGACUCAACUAGUUCUAAGGAUUUGCCCUUGAUCUGUGAUGUCUACUCCGGCUCGUCGUCGUUUAAUGCGAGACUUUAAACGUCUCCAAGAGGAUCCACCUGCUGGUGUUAGCGGUGCACCAACUGAUAACAAUAUAAUGUUAUGGAAUGCAGUCAUAUUUGGACCACGUGAUACACCAUUCGAAGAUGGUACAUUCAAAUUGACGCUAGAAUUCACUGAAGAAUAUCCGAAUAAACCACCAACCGUUCGAUUUAUAUCGAAAAUGUUUCAUCCAAAUGUUUAUGCUGAUGGAAGUAUAUGUCUUGAUAUAUUGCAAAAUCGUUGGAGCCCCACGUAUGAUGUAUCGGCCAUAUUAACAUCGAUCCAAUCAUUAUUGGAUGAACCGAAUCCUAAUUCACCUGCAAAUUCAUUGGCUGCUCAGCUUUAUCAAGAGAAUCGUCGUGAAUAUGAAAAACGUGUAGCAGCGAUCGUUGAACAGAGCUGGAUAAAUUUCGAAGAAGAAGAAAAAUCCGGUAAAAAAGAAUCAAUCUAAAUCACACACAUCGCAGAUGCACAUUAAAUAUCGUCGAUUAUUAAACAGAAAGAAUUCUUAACUAUUCAAAAAUAGAGAUUUAUUCUGAUAACAAAAUAAUCUCAAGGCAAUUUUAUUUUAUCAACCUAUUUUUAUGUACGUGUUUGUGAACCUGUGUAUGUGUGUGUUUGUUUGUUUAUGUUAAACUGGAAUUCAUGCACCAUCUUUCUUCACCCAAAUGAAUGGAAUACCAUCCAGUCUGUGUGAACCAUCACCUUUUUUUCCUUUUUCACUCUCCUACUACAUUUUUUUUUCUUUAUAAAUAAUUCAAAAUUCA